This is a messenger RNA of Thamnophis elegans (Western terrestrial garter snake), 2719 nucleotides long. RefSeq names its product putative pleckstrin homology domain-containing family M member 1P. Bases 358 to 2235 code for a protein of 625 amino acids. The record is from RefSeq and is a predicted model, not a curated record. NCBI's taxonomy places the organism in Eukaryota, Metazoa, Chordata, Lepidosauria, Squamata, Natricidae. The transcript has 8 exons.
GUCAUUUAACAUAAUACUCAGUUAGAAGAUGGCUGCUUUGCUGGUCACUUGCAAGAGAAAUCUCUAAGAAGCAUAUUGCUAUUAUCGAACCAGAAUUGUAUUCCUAUUUAAAUCUAGUAAAGAAUCAUCCCACCAUUAUUUCCAUAUUUCUUAAUCACAGCCCUUGUUGCUUCCCAUUUCGGCCUGGGCGCCAUCAGAUCUGAGCAAUGUCAAAAAUAAAUACAUUCUGUACAGACUUCCAUGAUAGCAAUAAGAGGAGGCUGUCCUGCGAAGGACAAUAUUUUCUUGCAUCAGCCCAGCUGCUUGAAUUCAAUAAACUUAAAACCAGAAGAAUAGCUUGUUUGGGUAAUAGCACAAAUGUUAUCUUGCUUCUUUAUUAUUUCCCAACAGAAAAGAAGCUGGAUCACUGAGGAUGAUUUUUACCUUCCUUCCCCUCCUGAGGAAACAGAAAAAAGCCUCUCCAGUUCUCCCAGCACCUCACUAGAGAGGCUUACCAGUUACCAACCUGCCAUGCCAUUGAGAGUCCCAGAUCAAGGCGAGCUCUCUGUCUCCUCAGCAGAGCUCAGCAAACCCAAACUGUCUCCUAGCAGGGAGCUGAAGGGCUUUAGUGUUAUUCAUCGGAGACAAAUAGGUCUUUCCAAUCCAUUUCGGGGUCUGCUGAAGUUGGGGACCUUGGAACGUCGAGGAGCUAUGGGCACCUGGAAAGAGGUUUUCUGUGAGCUCUCACCUCUAGAGUUGCGGCUAUUUGUAGACUGUGAGAAGCGAGCAUGUGUAGGAAACUGUUCUCUGCUGAGAUGUGAGUCCUUAGGACGGGCUCACAGUGAUGGGCACUUUGAGCUGGUCUUUUCCAACAAACGAUUGUAUCUUCGGGCUUCCUCUCGGGAUGAAGCAGAGGACUGGAUGGACCGGCUGCACGAGGCCCUGAAAAAGUAUAGGCUACAGCAAGAUGAAGGGUGGGCAACUCUAGAGUACCCUGAGGCUGCAGAGGAUUCUGAGGAUUUCUUUGGAGGUGGACCACCUGGUGACUUGCCUUCCUUCUCGGUGUAUAGUAGAACUGGCCCAACUGAGUUGGACUGGUCAUGUGCCUUGAAACCCGAGUUAGAUGCAGUCAAGGAAUCAGUCCUGUACUUGGAAGUUGAAAAAACAUGGGUCCCUUUGGUAUUCUCCUUGUCCUUAGAAGCCUUGAAAUGCUUCAAAGCCAGAAAUGAUAAAAAGAUACUGAACAACAGCUUUGGAAUUGAGACCAUCCAGGAUAUCCUGCCAGAUGUGAGCCUAGGUGGACCUGCAUUCUUCAAGAUCAUCACUUCAAAAGCAGUGCUGAAGCUGAGAGCUGAGAACGCAGAGGAGGCAACUGAUUGGCGAGACCUGGUCCACCGAGUGCUCAUGUCCUACCUGGAAAUGGCUGAGGAGGCCCUCACACUUGGAGGCAAUCUGGAUGGCAAUUCACAGGCAAUCCUGAAGAAUACUGUUAAGGAAAAUGGAUACUUGCUGCAGUAUCUGGUUGCCAUCCCCAUGGAGAAAAGCCUGGACUGCCAAAGUUUCAUAUGUGCAGGCUGCUUCAGGGAGGUGAUUGGUUUCUUCUUUAUGAAGCCUAAACUGUGUUCAUUCACUGGCCUCUAUUACUGUGACAAUUGCCACCAAGAUGAAGAGUCUGUGAUACCUUCACGUCUAAUUCAUAACUGGAAUCUUUCCAGAUAUCCAAUUUGUUGCCAGGCUCUGAAAUUCCUAGCCAAAAUUCAAAAUCAACCCUUGAUUGACCUGAAGCUGGUGAAUGAAACCCUCUAUGACCAUGUAGAGCAAAUGAAGCAGAUCUAUCAGAAUCGUGAGCAGCUGAAGCUCCUGGGUGAUUACCUUGUCCUUUGUCGCAGUGGCGCCCUGAAGGAGAUCAGUAAGAGGCUUGACCACCGGCACUAUCUCCUGGAGUGUCCCCAUAAAUACAGUGUGGCUGACCUGAGGCAAAUAGCAGACGGUAUAUUUGAAACUUUUCUUCAAUCGCUGAUCCAAUUUGCCUCCCACCAUGUGUACAGCUGUGAUCUAUGUACUCAGAGGGGCUUCAUCUGCCAAAUAUGCAACAAGAAUGAUAUCAUCUUUCCCUUUGAAUUUGAUACAACCAGCAGGUGUAGUGAGUGCAAGACUGUCUUCCACAAUAGUUGUCAGGCAAAUGUCAGUUUCUGCCCUCGUUGUGUCCGUCGACAGAAAUAUCACCAGCAACUGCAAGAAUUCCUUUGGAAAUGAUCUCAACUGUGCCAGUCCUUUUUGGAAGAUUUUGGAAUUGGAUAAGAGUCUGGAAUUCUCCAGAAGGCAAUUGGAAAACAGAAGCUUAGGAGCAAUGGAAAAACACUGCCAGCUGCACACUUUCUGUCUGGAUUAUAGUCCUACAACAACCAGUGCACCUUGCCAUCAACUCUGGGAAAGGAACUCACAGAGAUACUUCCUUGAAUUCACCCAUUAUUCCUGCCUUCCCAAGCAAAUCCAUCCUUAUCCUGACAUUUGGUGAAUACUGGAUAUUAAAGGUAUACGUAGCAAGAUCUCCCAAGAAGACUGAUUUUAGUGGACGUUUCUUGAAUUAAAUAGCUGGAGAAAAGGGAAUGUUAUUUUACUUUUAAGAAAUGCAAUUUCCAGAAGAUUUCUUGUGCCUUCUACACUUUACAGACUGCUCUUAAAAUGUCUUGUGCCAAAAUAGCUGCUGAAUUCUUUAGGAAGGCAUGCCAUCCUUGGU